This is a messenger RNA of Orbicella faveolata, 1339 nucleotides long. Its product is annotated as sacsin-like. The record is from RefSeq and is a predicted model, not a curated record. NCBI's taxonomy places the organism in Eukaryota, Metazoa, Cnidaria, Anthozoa, Scleractinia, Merulinidae. Gene Ontology annotation, molecular function: Hsp70 protein binding.
UUAUGCCAGAGCCUGUCAAGGUGACAUAUCCAGUCACGAUCGAGACGGUUGCUUAUGACCAAGGUAUGAUAAGCGACACACAUCGGCACUCUUUUCUUGUUACAAAUUAUUUUUGUGGCGGAAGCGUCUCGUCAGAAUUUGAAACCCUGGCCAAGGAUAAAGAUCUCAGCUAUCUACCUUUAGUUGGUGUGGCCAUGCCGAUACCAGAACCCUCCGAAAACCAGACGCCUGAUAUUAAAGGGCACGUGUUUUGUUUCCUCCCACUGCCUGUGCAAAAGACGAGCAUGACAGGUUUACCAGUACACAUCAAUGGAUUCUUUGCUUUGAGCCAGAACAGACGUUAUAUUAAGACUCCGAAUGCUGAGCAAGAGGAUUUGGCUCAAAAGGAAGGGCGGCAGCUGACUGACAAAUCCCUGUUAUGGAACCAGUGUCUUCUGGAAGAGGCCAUCCCAAGAGCGUAUGCUACGAUGCUGAUGGAAGCUAUUAAAGAGAAGAGUUAUAAUAUCCAACCAGAUGCGAUUUACAAAGCGUGGCCAAAUAUGGACGUCAUUGAUCAAAAGUGGAAAAGAGUGCAGAAUCCUUUGUUGGAGUUGCUGUGUAAUGAAAGAGUCGUUUAUUCUCCCGCCCACGGAGGUAAAUGGUUGAACGUGGAAGACGCGACGUUUGACAAACUUCCAGAGAACGAUCCUAAAGAGUUGCUUGUGCGAGUUUUUCUUGUAGCGAAUCAGAACGUCGCCACUUUGCCGGAUCACGUUUUGAGAGCCUUGGGUUUGUACGCAAACUUAAGAACCGAGAUAACGCCCUCAAUAACGCGGAGAGUGUUCAGAGAAACGCCUUCUUGCUACAGAAGCCUCAGUCGGUUAGAGAAGAUUCAGCUUCUAAAAUUUGUGCUCAAAGAUGAGCAGUUUUCAGACCUCCUCGGAUUAGAGCUGUUGCCCGUUACCAAUGGAAGCUUCAUUUCGUUUUCUAACACCGAUCAAGCUAUUUACAUCUGCUCGCCAGAGCAUCCACGUGAACUUCUUCCUGGCCUGCAGGAUCGAUUUCUGGAUCAAGACAUUGACGAUAGCCUCUUCCAAAGCUUGCAAGCAGUUUCCAAUCAAGGUACAGAUAUGAUCCGUGUUAAUUCUACUACAUCUUGGAAUUACACUCAAUAUCUAAAGUAAAUUUCUUUCAUUCAUGAAAAAGGUGGAAUUUUGAGGUAAGGACAACGACUUCAUCGGGCUAAGGGGUCCAUUUCACCAAAGUUUGUCCGAGUUUCAGUAGCACGAACCGACUGUAGGAGUAUUUUUACUUCCUCCUGGAUAGGACGAUAGAAUUUCUUCUUCCCACUGCAUCGCAG